UUAACCACUGCUUCUCCUUUCCCUCUGAAUCCUCUUAAAGAAUUAAAUAUGGCACCGGUGGAUACAAAACAUGAAGACAUGGCCAAUUUCUCCUCUUUCCAAAACCUUACAGCUACUUUUGGAAACUGCACUGAUGGAGGGAGCUCAUUCCAGAACGCCUACUUGUCUUUUAUUUAUAUCGCACUCUUCGUAGUGUGCUUUCCUGGGAACAUUCUUGUGAUUUCUGUAUAUGUCUUCAAAAUGAGGCCUUGGAGAAGCAGCACUAUCAUUAUGUUCAAUCUGGCUGUCACUGACCUGCUGUACGUCUGUUGCCUUCCAUUCUUAGUCCAUUAUGCCAUCAAUGGAGAAAAUUGGAUCUUUGGAAACUUCAUGUGCAAGUUCAUUCGAUUCAACUUCUACUUCAACACCUACAGCAGCAUCUACUUUCUCACCUGUUUCAGCCUUUUCCGCUUUGUUGUCGUUGUCUAUCCCAUGAGUUGCUUUUCCAUUCAGAAGCGGAGAUGGGCCAUUGUGGCCUGCACUACAGUCUGGGUCCUUUCGUUGUUGGCUGUCAGUCCAAUGACCUACUUGGUCACAACAAAACAAAGCUCUAACAGAUUAAUUUGCACAGAUUUAACCAAUUCGGAACCCCUGAACUCUGCAAGAUGGUUUAAUUGGAUCCUAACCACAUUUGGCUUCUUCUUGCCUUUAAUAACUGUGACUCUUUGCUAUGCUGUGAUUAUCUACACAUUGGCCCAAGGGCCCCACACUGGCACCAACCACAAGCAAAAGGCCCGUAUGCUAGCCAUUGUCCUUCUAGCUGUCUUCUAUGUGUGUUUCUUACCUUUUCACAUAUUUCGAGGAGUUCGUAUUGAGUUAAAGCUCCAUCCUGUAGACUGCAUCACAAUGAAGCUUGUUCGAGACAUGUUUACUGUGACUACAUCCUUAGCAUCAUUAAAUACCUUUGGCAAUUUAAUCCUUUAUGUUGUGCUUGGGGAUAAUUUCCAGCAGGCCAUUCUUUCGAUCUGUAAAUUGCUCAUAAAAUCACAUAAGAAAUAG
Molecule: messenger RNA, 1038 nt
Organism: Anolis sagrei ordinatus
Lineage: Eukaryota; Metazoa; Chordata; Lepidosauria; Squamata; Anolidae
Gene: OXGR1
Product: oxoglutarate receptor 1
Biological process (GO): G protein-coupled receptor signaling pathway
Cellular component (GO): plasma membrane
Molecular function (GO): G protein-coupled receptor activity
Source: RefSeq, a predicted model, not a curated record